CACAGCGUCAAAAAGUUCCCAACUCAUCGCGGAGCUCAUCCCAACCAUUUUAGCAGUCUAGUCCUCACUUGGACUGGGACUGCGUCACUAACACGGGAAACAUACUACAUAUACGGCACGGAUAGCUCGGAUGGAUGCCUCUCCUGAGGAUGUCGGGAGACAACCCCGCGAAAAUAUCGCCGCCACGCAAGAUGUGCUUAUGCAGCCACGUGCCAUCAUAGGAGUUUCUGACGAACCAGUGGUUGCGUCGCCCGCGGUGAUGAAGAAGGAAGAAGAAGAGCCGGAAGAAGGAGAAGUCACCGAGGAAAAACUGGACGUUACUUACCCCGGAUUCUCUACGCCCCUUUUGAAUACGUCAUGGCGCUUGGGCUCCCGUAGCCCGCCAACACCCGACAUCUUCGGGACCCCUCCUCACGACGAUGUGCACGACGAAGAUAUAGAUGCGGAACCGCUCCUGGAAGAUACAGCCGGAUUGUAUCGAGCGGUUCAAGACAUCCAAGAAUAUGAGAAGAACGUAAAGGUCGGGCAGGGCACUUUCGGGGAAGUGACUCUCGCUACUCACAAGCAAACACAGCAAAAAGUGGCGCUUAAACGAAUCAUUGUACAUAAGCACAAAGAAGGGUUGCCCAUCACUUCCAUUCGAGAGAUCAUCAUUUUGAAGGCCUUGAAACAUAGGAACAUCAUAAGUCUUGAUGCACUGGCCUUCAGCAGAGGCGACGAAGAAGAGUACGAACCCGCAACGAUAUACUUGAUUUUUCCAUACAUGUCCCACGAUCUGUACGGGCUCUUGAAGAAUGCCCAAGUCACUCUGGAGCCAGCGCAGAUCAAAUCUUUUGCGCAUCAAACGCUCGAGGGACUUAGUUAUUUGCACAAGAAUAGACUGUUACACCGGGAUCUGAAAAGUGCCAACAUUCUUAUCGAUGACAAGGGAAACCUCAAGAUUGGCGAUUUUGGCCUCGCUCGUCGGCAUGUGACAUCAGCCAAUGUAAUGACCACCUUGACACCAACGGUGGUGACAUUGUGGUACAGACCUCCUGAGAUUCUCUUUGAGGAGAGGAAGUAUAACACCGCGGUGGACAUGUGGGGAUUUGCAUGCAUCUUCGCGGAAAUGUGGGAUCGGACACCGGUCUUCCAAGCGAAAAAUGAAACGAUCGCUAUAGAUAAGAUAUUCACGUUAUGUGGAACACCGACGACGAAAGACUGGCCUGAGCUCCAAAAUAUCGCACAGCGGCAAAAACUGGUUCUGAAGCAGGAAACCAGAAAGGUGCGAUAUAUAUAUAGUCAAGAACGUCUCGAUGUCCACACCAUCAAUUUCCUAGAUUUUCUACUGACGUUGAAUCCCGCAAAACGGCCAACCGCGGAAGAAGCCUUGCAACACGAAUAUUUCCUGAUCGAGCCAGCGACCGCCAAACCCGGCACAGCAGACUUCCCAGGCUGGCCGGAAUCCCAUGAAAUGGCCAUUCAGGACCGAAUAAAUGGAGAGCAGGAAAGAGCCCACGAAAUGGCAGAAAGCCUCGGCCAGGCCUCACCACCACCGUUCGAACUGCGGCUUCCACCUCACGCGGACGCCCUCAUCGUCGACGGAGUUCCAACACCUCGACGUGCGUUGCCCGUCGCAGACGGAGGGCUGAAAAGGCGCCGGGAAAGCGGCGACCAUGAAGGGGACUUGGAACGCGACCGGAAACGCUCUGUGGCAUCAUCACCACCACUUCCACCACGGCCGAAAGGGGACGGGACUAGGCGUUACAGUGAACGAAAACCAUCCGCGCGUCCGGGCGUAGGGGAUUGGUACCAACCACAACCACUUGGCCAUCGAAAACGGACAGAUGGGAGAGGCAGCGGAGGUGGCGGUGGUGACCGCGAGCGCGAUGAAACGGGGCGCAAUGAUUCAGCGUAUGAUUCGCAUCACCAUCGGGAUAAUGAAAGAGAGCGGGGACGGAAGCAUGAGAGGGGUGGUCAUUGGGAUGGGGAUCGCGACCGGGACAGGGAGAGGGACAAGGAUAGAGAAUGGGAUCGGCAUAGAGAUAGGGAUAGCGAUAGGGAUUGGAACCACGACCGAGACCGUGAUCGGGAUGGCAGAGACAGGGGCAAGCCAUCACAUCCCCGACACAGAGACGACAGAGGAGGACCGAUCAGUGCUGGCCCAUCGCGAAGACCACCUCACCAUGAAGGCCAAUCUCCGGAACUCCAAGGGCCUAGGCAUGCAUUACCACCUCGCCCUGAGAUAUCGUAUGAUUGAGCUCGCCCUCCAAAUAUCUUUUUGACUAUCUAUUCGAUCCUGCGUGUCCCGUUCAUUAUGCGUAUGAUGCUAGUGUAUGUAUUUACAAGUAUUGGGAGGUGGCUAUCCUAUUCUGGUGUAUACAAACGUCCCCGUUGGAGUAAAUACGAUUUUCGGAGGUGUAUCUAUGGCUUUCUCCGUCCUUUUCCGUGUACUUUGCGGCAUUCAUGACCUCCU
Molecule: messenger RNA, 2455 nt
Organism: Fimicolochytrium jonesii
Lineage: Eukaryota; Fungi; Chytridiomycota; Chytridiomycetes; Spizellomycetales; Powellomycetaceae
Product: kinase-like domain-containing protein
Exons: 7
Coding region: 131-2239 (702 amino acids)
Biological process (GO): protein phosphorylation
Cellular component (GO): nucleus
Molecular function (GO): ATP binding; cyclin-dependent protein serine/threonine kinase activity
Source: RefSeq, a predicted model, not a curated record